Messenger RNA from Terrapene triunguis (Three-toed box turtle), 2884 nucleotides. RefSeq names its product centromere protein I (gene CENPI). Bases 236 to 2470 code for a protein of 744 amino acids. The transcript is spliced from 20 exons. Gene Ontology annotation, cellular component: kinetochore. The record is from RefSeq and is a predicted model, not a curated record. Lineage: Eukaryota; Metazoa; Chordata; Testudines; Emydidae.
GCGUUCUCCGCUUGCGUAGGGAGUGGCGCGGGGAUUUGAAUUGCUUCGGACGGUUAAAAAAAACCCGUAACAGUGGAGUCAGGCAAGUGGCUCUUUGAUGUUCUUCAACUGCUGGGGGUAUAUCUGGCUUUGGGGCCUUGAUUUAUAUUCUUGCCUCUUUGGGGGAAAGAUUUGGAACCAGACUGGCAGAUGAGUCAGUACUUAAUUCGCCCUUCCCAGCUGGGAGAUUGAAGGGAUGCAGCAAAGAGAGAAUGCCAAGAAUCCAAAGCAGGCUUUGCAGGUUCGCCGUAGUAGCCUCUCUGCAUGGCAAAUAGGAGAGAGAACAGCUGGCCCAAAGACUGCGGACUUGAAAAGUGCCCAGAAACAUGAGAAAGGGAAGCAGCAAUCUGCCAGUGACAGGGCAGGCAACAGCACACAAGACCAUCUGGAGCAAGCUCUGACCUAUUUUGAGAGAGUUAAAGACUACAUUCCACUGAAAAAGAAUGAGGUUCUGCAAAAACACUUGGCUACUGUGGAAAGCAUUGCCCUGCAGAGAGGAUUAUCCCCAGAAGGACUUGAUGUGUUGCUGAAUGUGGCACUCAGUGGCCACCUUGCUGAUACAGUAAAUACUCGGAUCUUGAAGUGCCUGAUUCCAGCCUCAGUAAUAGCAGAAAGUUCAGUGGUUUCAGCAGUAUCCUGGCUCUGUGUUGGCAAAUGCUCUGGCAGCACCCAGCUGCUCUUCUUAAGAUGGCUGAUUGCAAUGUUUGACUUCAUUGAUCACAAAGAAAAGCUUCAUGCACUCUAUGGCUUCUUCUUCUGCUCCCUGCAAGAUGAGAAGCUGUGCCCCUAUGUUUGUCAUCUGCUGUAUCUGCUGACCAGAAGAGAGAGCGUUAAGCCUUUUCGGGUGAGGAGACUGGUAGAUCUACAGGCAAAGAUGGGAAUGCAGCCUCAUCUGCAGGCUCUGCUAUCACUGUACAAACUUUUCUGCCCUGAGCUGGUGUCCAUAACUCUGCCUGCAAAGAUGAAGACCUACUUCAAGAACUCAGAAAGCCUGUGGAAGGCAGCAAUCAACACCAUAAGGCGAAGAAAUCAGGGAACGUCUCCAACAUCCCAGCAACUGAUUCUAGGCACAGGUCACCCUCAGUCCCGGAAGAGAAAAUGGAAUACCCAGUUGAUUUUGCCUGCGUGCAGCACUGACGCAAACAACCCAACUAGGAGCAAGGAGAUCAAUCAUGCUGACAUCCUCAGUCACAGUGAAUCUUUCCCAGUGGAGCAGCUACACACCUUCUCCCAGCUCUUACAGAACAUCCACCGCCUAGAGUUUCCUUCCCAGAUGGGCUCAGUGCUAAGGAAUUCCUUGCUGCUUCACUACAUUAAUUGUAUCAAAGAUGAAUCUAUCUACUUAAGGCUCUACUAUUGGAUGGGCCAGACUCUUCAAGAAGAAUGCACUUGGUAUAAACUUGAUAACCAGCAGUAUGAAGAAGAGUUCAAGGACUUCCUGGAUAUUGUCUACAAGACAGAGUGUUUCUUGCAGGAGGGGUUCUCUUCCUGUGAAGAAUUCUUGUAUAAGAGCCUUCCCCUCUGGGAUGGUUUCUGCUGUCGAUCGCAAAUCCUCAGGCUGGUGAGCUGGAUCCCCCUCAGCAGCUUCUCGGAAAUGAAACCACAUCUUUGUGAACCUCUGGCACAGCUUUUUUUUACAUCAUCCCUUUAUUUUAAGUGUAGUGUUCUUGAAAGUCUGAAGGAGCUGUUGCAGAACUGGCUGAAUUGGCAUGUGAUGCAGUUGGAUGUGGAGUCUGAUCCUAAAAUCAGUCCUUUGAACACCACUCUUUCUGGACUGGUGAACUCUGUGGCUGAGCUGAUCCACUUUGUAGGGUGGAUCGCCACUGUAGCACUGCACUUGGAGAACAAUGCUACUUUCUUGCUGUACUUUAUUCUGGAUUUCUAUGAGACACAGCACUCCUGCCCUUCUCUAGUAUUUAUCUGCGUUAGAAUUCAGAGGGCACUUAAGUCUCUUCCAUUUGUUCAUUCCUUUAGGUAUCGAACCAACUUGGUAGCUGCGAAAGAAAAUGAGCUGAUUAAAAAGACAAUACUGCAAUUCAAGUUCAGUAGCCAGACUUACCAAGAGUACAACCAGUACAUAAUGGCCAUGGUGGGCUGUCUGUGGACAUCCAGUGCAUUCCAGAAGGAUAUCCACCCUCAGGGCAUUCGCCUAGAUCCGGAAGUACUGAAGAAAACCAGAGUGCAGGAGGUCAGGAACAGCUUCAACAUUGUCCACCACCCAGCCCUGAUGGGCUAUGCUAUCCUCUUCCUGCAGCAGGCUUGGCCAGAAGAUAAAACCCUGAACUUCAACUUAAUUAAGGGGAGGCGGUGGAACUGGUAUCUGGAAUAUCUCUACGUGCAGGGGUUACAAGGCCUGAAACUCUUCAUCGAAAGCAGCAUCAAUCGUGUUUCUCAGGUCUCCCAAACCAAGUCAGGGAAUGUUCAGGUGUAACAGACUGGUUCAUAUGGAUUCUUCUGGUUGUCCAGACCAGGAAAGCAGAGUAUAGCAGGCCCUGCCUCUGACACCUCUGUCUAGGGGAAGAAGUACUGUAGACAGAGCCAUUAGCCGUAUUACAUUUUGAUACUGACAUCACCUUAGGAAAACAAGGACAGAGAGAGAAUGGUUGAACUGACCUUAUUCAACAGUGCACUGAACCUGGAUGUCCCUGCCAAACUUGUGUGGUGUGAUGCUGCUGAGUUUGUAUCCUGUGCAAUGUCACUGUUCACUAUCAACUUCCUCGUACUGGAAUGUCUGCUUCAACUAAGCUGCAAACACUGCUGCCUUUCUUAUUUCAUUAUGGCACUUAGCAGUGCUUCUUCACUUAGAAGUGAUUCCUGACCUCCCGCUGCAGUGUAUAAUGAGGAA